AUGUAUCCUCAUCGAUACGCAGAAAUCACCCCUGAAGAACCUCCACCACCUUACGAGCAUCAGCAAAUGCAGGAACUUCCUGCCUUGUCAAUCCACGAACUUCCAGAUCAACGCAUCCUCGCACCAGAGCUUGAGGGACAGCACGGGUUUGCUGAGCUAGAAAGUCCCAUGGAUCAGCCCAACGAUGAGUCGCUCCAUGCCGGACUAAGUCGAAGGUCGUACUCAUGUUCGAGCGAAUCGAAUGAGCACGUUGCAGCCGUAAAUCGUAUGGCUUUUCGCCGAACGCCAUCCUUCGAGGCACCAAGGCUACUCUGGAGUCUGAGUACCCAGCAAGACCUCGGUGCAGCGCCCAGUAUGACCAGCGGCGAACAAUCACAUAAGUCGUCGCCCAUAUCACCUCUCACACCCGAAGUCAGUAGCGACUACUCUAACCAGCUUCACCCCAACACCGAUCUCGCGCCUGAUGAUAUAUCACCGCUAGAAAGUAUCUCGCCCUUCAAAAACUCUUGGGUAAUGACAGAUUUCGUCGACAUGGAAUGCGAUUACGCCUUGCGUGCCACUCGCCCAAAGUCGUUAGCAGCGAGCUCUAUGGAGUCGGUUCAAGAAAAUGUACAACUCUCUCAAGUGCGACGUCUCGAUAUCCGACCUGAUGAUUAUGCCGCCUUCGCAGUGCCAUUACCGUCCGCAAACCAAGGAUCAUACAUCCCCCGCGACCACCCAGCUUUCGCAGGGGGCGAUUCUUUGCCAGAGUCUUAUGCGCAGUACCAUGGCACCACAAACAUCCGCUUGGGUAUUUAUGAGUACGGCAAUCCCCUUGGAUGGCAGUAUCGUGGAAUGUGCGGACAAGAUGCGACUGAAGAUGGAGAUGCUGAAUACACGGACUCAUCCGCAAAUAUGCCAGGAUCAUCGCAAUACACCCCACACUUCGCUGAGUGUCAGCCAUCACCGGGCAGAUACAUUGAACUCUACGACCACCAAGCUCCUGAAGUUGACAUGGGAUUGAGAGCCGAUGAGACUGAUUAUCCGCCAGAACAUUGUGGGCAAUGUGACAAGAUGUUUAGUGGCAGGUACCGCAAAGGUAAUUUGCGAAGGCAUGUCAUCGCCUUCCAUAGUUCCUUGGCAGUCGUCGUGGGUACAGCGUGCCGUAUCUGUAAGAAGGCGUACAAACGCGCGGAUGCCACCCGUAAGCACGAGUGGAAGAAACAUCGUAUCCCAGACGCAAAGCCUAAGAAGCGAACAAAGUAG
This is a messenger RNA of Alternaria burnsii, 1245 nucleotides long. RefSeq lists its product as uncharacterized. The record is from RefSeq and is a predicted model, not a curated record. The transcript has 2 exons. Bases 1 to 1245 code for a protein of 414 amino acids. Lineage: Eukaryota; Fungi; Ascomycota; Dothideomycetes; Pleosporales; Pleosporaceae.